AUGGCUUUGUCUUCCUCCCAGACGGCAGACUCUGUCAUUCAACACCUCACCGACGACACACAAAUAUCCACCACCUUGAAAUUCGUUGUCUCCAAUCUUCGAAAUUUCGUCACUACUCCACUCCAAUCAGACAACUAUGAUAUCUUGAAAUCUCAAAUCCAGAAAAUCCUUCGGGCGAAUGGGCACUUCUUGGAUCCAGCUUCUCGUUCUCCUCAGUUUCUGACGAACACCGACGGCUCUCAAUCUCUGAAUCCUCUUCAAACACAGUGGCUUCUACACGAUCAGAACCUCUCGGCUUCGAUCUGCUCGAUGAUAUCUUUAUCGGUCUUACCUUAUGUCAUAUCUUUAGACUCCACGACUGAUCUUUGGAAUGCCUUGGAAAACCGUUUUCAAGCUACUAACAGCGGGAUCUCUGCGGCGGGAUCCUCCGUCGACGCAGAAGAAAUUAUUCACCACAUUCUCAAUGGGCUUCCGCACUCAUAUCAGUCUUUCAAAACCGCUAUUCGUACAAUGCUCACUCCGCUCAGUUUAGAUCAGCUCUACCCUCUUCUUCUAAGUAAGGAGAUAAAUCUUGCUUCUGACGCAGCUCGCGCUCCUCCUAUGUCCGAUAAUGCUACAGCCUUGUUCACAUACAGAGGCCGUGGUCACCGGCCCAGAGGUCGUAACACCUCCAACAUGGCAUCUCAACCUCGCAAUCCUGCUACCGCUUCUCUGUACGUUCCACCUUCAAGAACGGGUAACACGGCUCUUCUGGCCAGUCCCGAAACUGCUCCGGCAAGCUGGUACCUGGACUAUGGCGCUUCUACUUACUUAACCAACUCUCUUGAUAAUCUUGCUAUCUCUCAAACUUACCAAGGCCAAGAGAAUAUCACCAUUGGCGAUGGCAGCUCCGUUGGCAUUGCUAACUCUGGGGCCGAAUGGUUUGGCGGAACGAAAAUAUCGCCAUAUAAUCGAAACGACCAGGACACUUCUCCUCACGGCUUCCGUUCUUUACGUCUACUAGCCCGAUGCAGCUCUUACCUCCGUCUAUCUCAUAAACAGGCUUCCGUCUCCGUCCACCAAAAAUCUAUCUCCGAUCGAGCUUCUUCACAAGACCAAGCCCAAUUACAGCCACCUAAAAAUCUUUGGUUGUGA
Messenger RNA from Dendrobium catenatum, 1134 nucleotides. RefSeq lists its product as uncharacterized. Bases 1 to 1134 code for a protein of 377 amino acids. Lineage: Eukaryota; Viridiplantae; Streptophyta; Magnoliopsida; Asparagales; Orchidaceae. The record is from RefSeq and is a predicted model, not a curated record. The transcript has 4 exons.